This is a messenger RNA of Dama dama (fallow deer), 371 nucleotides long. RefSeq lists its product as uncharacterized. The record is from RefSeq and is a predicted model, not a curated record. Lineage: Eukaryota; Metazoa; Chordata; Mammalia; Artiodactyla; Cervidae. The transcript has a single exon. Bases 1 to 162 code for a protein of 53 amino acids.
AUGAAAAAUAGCAGUUGGAUCAGAAAGAACUGGCUGCUUGUAGCUGUGAUUUCCUUCAUAGGUGUCCAUCUUGGGACAUAUUUUAUACAGAGGGCUGCAAAACAGUCUGUAAAGUCUCAGCCUGAAGGCAAACAAAAGAAUUUGAAUAAUGGAGUAAAAUAAAUAUUUGGAAUUACUAAAAUGUCAUGAUAUCGAUCAUUAUGUGCUGGUUAGCUUUAUAAGCAUGGAGCUCAGUAUCUAAUUUUACAGCCACCAUGCUGUAAAUCCGAACUCUGAUUCCUGAAAGAUAAUCUUGUUAAAUGUUAAAACCCUCGACAAUACAAUGAAUAGGAAACUCUGGUUAACAAAAUAAAAGCUUUCUUCACAAAUUA